Molecule: messenger RNA, 3270 nt
Organism: Hevea brasiliensis (rubber tree)
Lineage: Eukaryota; Viridiplantae; Streptophyta; Magnoliopsida; Malpighiales; Euphorbiaceae
Product: auxin response factor 1
Exons: 12
Coding region: 426-2540 (704 amino acids)
Biological process (GO): regulation of DNA-templated transcription; response to hormone
Cellular component (GO): nucleus
Molecular function (GO): DNA binding
Source: RefSeq, a predicted model, not a curated record
UUUCUGUUGCCGCUGGGAUCCUAGGAAUUUGGAGAAGUUACAUAGAAAGGGUUGAUUGACUUUUGCUUCUCUGUGAGGACUUCUUGUGGUUUUGUUAUGGCAUCUGUAGCUAUGAAUCAUUCCACUGAAGGACACCCAAAUGAUGGUUUGAAUUUAUUGCACUUUCAGUUUGUGAAUAUAUAUCAUUUGUUUGUGGCAUAUUGGGCUAUAAUGCAAUUACAAGGAUUUUAUAUGUAAUGGGUAUUGAAUGGUUGGAAGAUAGGAAUGCGUAAACAUCUAUUGAUUAAUUGACAUCUCCCCUGUAUUUGUGAUGAUUAGUUGAUCCGUUGAUGUUGAAACAACUGUAAUUAUUUCCUUUGGCCUUUUAAUGUACUCUGAGGAAAUGAAUUCAACUACAGAUUUGCUUUGGUUACAAGACUGAAAAUAUGACAAAGCAGGCUCAAUUGAUUAGUCUAAAAAGGGGUUGCAAUGAUGCUCUAUAUAAGCAACUAUGGCAUGCUUGUGCUGGACCUCUAGUCUCCCUUCCUUUUGUAGGGGAACAAGUUUACUAUUUUCCACAAGGUCACAUAGAACAUGAGCUUGGAGCUCUGGUGCAUCAGGAGUUAGAACAGCAAAUGCCCCCAUCUGAUCUUCCAUCUAAAAUUCUUUGUAAAGUGAUCAAAGUUGAUCUUCAGGCUGACCCUAAAACAGACCAAGUAUGUGCAUAUAUAUCACUGCUUCCUGAGCCUGAUCAAAGAGAGGUUCCUGGUCCCAAUCCUGAAAUCCUGAAACCUGCAGGAAGAUGCAUGGUCCAUUCAUUUCAAAAAACACUUACUGCUUCAGAUGUAAGCAAGCAUGGUACUUUAUUUAUUUAUCAAAAGCAUGCAGAGCAAUGUCUACCACCAUUGGAUAUGUCGCAAGAGCCACCUUUUCAACAAUUGGUUGCAAAAGAUCUGCAUGGAAAACAGUGGCAUUUCCAACAUAUUUACAGGGGUAAUCCUAAGCGUCACUUACUCACAAGUGGGUGGGGUGAGUUUGUUGGUUCAAAAAAGCUAGCAAAAGCAACACGCAGUGUAUUAAUAUUCUUAAGGGGAGAAAAUGGAGAGAUUCGGAUUGGAGUAAGGAAGCUUAUGGGUCAAGAGACAGAUGUUGUUAAACAUGGGGAAAGCAUAUGUUCUGGGAUUCUUUCUAAUGCCUACCAUGCCAUUGUGACUGGAAAUCACUUUUAUGUCAUCUACAAACCUAGAACAAGUACCUUGAAGAUCAUUUUUAAUAUCAUUUUCAGAACAAUUGGGUCUGAGUUCAUUGUGAGUGUCAACAAGUACCGUGAAGCUCAGAAGCGCAGCAUAUUUAAUGGGAUGAGGUUUAUGAUGAAAUUUGAGGGUGAGGACGGUUGUGAAAAGAGCUUCAAUGGUAGAAUUGUUCAUUUUCAAGAUAAUAUAUCAUCAAGAUGGCCAGAUUCUGAGUGGCGAUCCAUAAAGGUUCAAUGGGAUGAACCUUGUCCACCCUUCCUUCCAGAAAGAGUGUCACCAUGGGAAUUGGAACUGUCUUCCCAACCUAAGCAAAGGAACAAGAGGGCACAAGUUGGCUCUAUUGGGGAUACUUCUCAACUAAAACGUUCUAAAGGUAAGGGGAAAUUUAAGGAGAUGUGUUCCACUAUUUAUGAAAGGGAGUGUGGCAAUGAAAUUCAAGGAAAUUUCAUUGCUCAGAGCACUAGAACUCACAUCAGUAAGGGAGAUCGAACCGAGAAUGAACGUGAGACUGACGUGAGCAUUUGUGGCACUAAUGAAGGAGAUGGUAUGGUUCAUGGCAAUGUCAUUCCACAAGAAAAGAGUGGUCCAACAGAAAAAAAUGAUCACAGAGAUGGUAUUGAUGCCAUAGACGAUGGAACUAAUGUCACAAGCAAUGAUACCUGUGGUAAUAUUCAGUGUCAAGAUAGCAUUUUGGAAAAUUUUGCCCCUAUAACUCCUCCUUUAGUUGAAUAUCCAACUCUUCCUGAGAUUCAUACUCCUCCUGAUGUUUUGUCCAGUAACCAUCCUGUUUUUCCCACAUCUCAAGGAGAGAGAGUUGAAAAUUCUUGUCCAUACUCUGUAGAUGAUUUUUUUGGAGAUUUUUAUGGUUUUCAAAUACUAGGAGCUCAUGUCUCUGACCUUGAGCAGAUUUGUAGCAUUGAGGGAAAAUUUUGGGAGAACGCCAGGUUUCAAAGAGCAAAUCUAAUAACAGCAGUGCUAGAUGAACUUGGUUUGGCAUUGUCCUUGAAGGAUAAAACUUGGAAGUCAAUGAGUCCUGAUGAGUUACAGACCAUAAUACAAAGCAUUGAGGAUGCUUUGAAUGCUGGAUUUAAGUUGGAUUGCCUAAAGCCGGUGUUACAGAAGGCCAAGGCAGUGUUGGGCUCUUUCGACACUUGUUCCCAGAUCGAGGCAUUGGAGAAGGAAAAAAGUUUUCUUGAAACCCGAAUUCAGAAUGUAACUUGUCAGUUACAAACUCUUGGUAUAGAGCUUAGAUCUAAUACAGAAGGACUUGACUUUGAAUCUAAAUGUUUAGCUCAUAUCUUUGAUUGAUGUCUAUGAAGAGUUCAGCUUUAGCCUACGCAUACAGGGAAUUUUGCUGGGAGUGGAAUGGCAAAUAGCAUCAUGAAACUAUUUGGUUGGUUAUUGACACCCAUGGGAUGAUGCUGACUGCACACUGAUUGAGUCAUACCAAGGCUCUAUAGGGGCAGCUUGCCAGUUAAGCCGGUUGGAUUUUACAGAGACUGGUUUAUGGAUUGGGGAUUUGCAUCCAACUUGGAACCUGCUCUAUUACAAUUGCUGAACUUGGGGGACAAGGGUGUUUGUUGGUUUGUCAUCAUUGACGAACAAGCUAUGUAGAGCUUGAUGCUAGGUCUAUUGUUGACGUGGUUGGUGGUGAAGAGAAGAUCCCUUCAUCCCUUCAUCACCUAUGUGCGUCCACCCCUAAUUGCCUUUUGAUGGCUAUCUAUGAAUUUCCUAUCUUUAACAAAAAAAAAAAAAAAAAGCUCUUGCGGAUGCAAUGCAAGUGAUAUUCUGAUUGUGAAAAUUCAUUACUUAUGUCUGCACAACCACCAACAAGAAGAAAAGGCAUGGGAAGAAAUGCAUUGUUUGAAAAUGGGGGGAGAAGUCAGAAUAUAAGAAUUUAGUUGGUCUUUAGAUAAUGAGUCUGACCAGCAUUCAGAAACAUGCAAUAAAAUGUAUACAGUUAGUUGUGAGCAAGGUCAGGAAGCAUGUAAGAGUGAUAAAUGCCAUUAGACAACCUCUAAUUUUAAAAUUUACAAGC